GAAAGAAGAAUUAAAAAGAAAAAAUAUAGAAUGAGAUGGUAUAGAGAGAUCAAAGGUAGAGUGACUGACUGAAACGAAAUAACGCGUGCGCGUACUUUUAUAUCUUCUAAAGGUGUAUUUUUAUUUUUUUUUUUUACGUCUUCUUCGUAUGAUUAUCAACAUUUUUAUCGGUUGAGUGUUGCGCGCAUUCUUUUACCUUUCUCUAUCUCUAUCUCUAUCUCUACCUCUCUCUCUUUGUUCUUUUCUAACUAUCUCUUGUUGUCUUGAACGUUCUCCUUUUCCAACGGAAACAUCUCCUCGAAUUACUUGGUGUGUACCGUUCGAAAGAAAGAAAGAAAGAAAGAAAUUAUGAACACAACGGUGUCCCUGACGUAGCUUUCGUUUUGAAAAUUUGUGCAUAAAAAGAGAAAGAAGAAAUUCGACGACGAAAAACGAACGUUUGUUUUUUUUUGUUUUCCCUUUCUUUCUUUUCCCCCAUACGUUUUUUAAUUGCAAUAAUAUAACGCGUUUAUUUGGCGUCUCAUUAUUUUUCUCGGUUUUUUUUUCAUAUCUUUCUUUCGUAGUUUCCGAUUCGUUGGGGGGGGGGAGGUUAUUUUUUUUUUGUUAUUUAAAAAAUAACAACAACAACGUGUGUAUGUAUCAAUCUCAUCCAUAACAAACCCCCCUCCUUCAGAAAAAAAAAACAAAACGCGUCUACGAGGGAUUUAAAAAUGAACGAAAUAGGUAUGCAUUUAAUCGUUCUGAGUAGUAUUAUUGUGGUUGGUCUUAACCUGACCACUGCAUCCGACGUAUUGAUUCUUGGAUCUACGUCUAUGGGAUUUGCUGAGCAACGGGAAUCGUCUAAGGUUCACUGCCGAUAUAGUAAGGCCUUUUCGAUGCUACAGGUUCGAUGUUCCGAUCCAAAAUUGGAAGAGAUUCCUCGUGAUUUAAAUUCUAAUAUACAGAUUCUUGAUGCAUCCUCAAGCAGAAUUCGUGAUCUCCACAACGACAGUUUUUCCUCGUACACCAAGUUGGCCUAUAUUUAUCUCGGCGAUAACUUUAUACAAAACAUCGAGGAGUCUGCAUUUGCUCGACAAUAUUAUCUCGAAGUCCUUGACCUGACGAAGAAUGGUUGCGACAAUCUACCGAAGAAUCUCUUCCAAUUACCCUAUCUACGUAAAGUUUAUCUAUCCGUUAAUAAAUUCGGCGACUCGGUAUUUCAAACCGAACAAGUAACAUCGCCCCUUGAUUUUCUUCAAUUACAUCGUAACAAAUUGACAAAGUUACCAGAAAUGGGAUACAUGCCAACCCUUACGAGCUUAAACGUUUCCGAAAACAUGAUCGGCAAAAUAACUACGAAAGAUUUGGCACGUUUUUGCAAAAUUAAGAAACUUGAUGCCACAAAGAAUCCACUCAAUCUCGAAGAGGACAAUUGCGAAUGCGUCAUUAUGCGUAGCUGGUUGAAAUUACGUGAGAUUGUAUUCAAGCCAGAUUACAAUUGUACUCCCGCGGCGUUAAAACGUUGCGGAAACGUCACCUUCAGCAACGAGACUUUAACCAUCUACGAUGAAUGCAUGAACAUCCUCAGGAUACAGAUACAAACUAAAAAGGCACGUAAUAUGUGGAUCAUCGUGGCAUCGUGCGCUGCCUGUUUCAUAUUUAUCAUAUUUCUAAUAUUACUUUGCAUGCAUAGACGUAACAAAAGGAAGAAGGAAAAAUUAAAAAAGGAACAACAACGUAUAGCCGCUAAUAACGCUAAUACACAAUUAUUGAAUAGUAAUUUGAAACAGGAGAGAGAAAAAUAAAACUAAAUUCAUAGUUUCUUCUUCUUAUUCUUCUUUUUCUUUCCUUUAAAGGGGGAGGAUAAAGAAUAUUUUUUUUCUCUUCUCUUUAAUCGUUAAAUGUAAAAGCCGAGAAUUUUUUCUCGGUUACCAACCUACUGCACGAUCCUUUUUUCUUCUAUCUUCUAACUUCUUCUUUGCUUUAUUUUCCUUUCGAUCGAAAGAUUUCAUCGUUAUCGAGGAUAUUGAACUU
Messenger RNA from Polistes canadensis, 2013 nucleotides. It is a transcript of the gene Lapsyn, whose product is annotated as toll-like receptor 3. The transcript is spliced from 3 exons. Lineage: Eukaryota; Metazoa; Arthropoda; Insecta; Hymenoptera; Vespidae. The coding region runs from base 711 to 1784 and encodes 357 amino acids. Gene Ontology annotation, molecular function: protein binding. The record is from RefSeq and is a predicted model, not a curated record.